AUGACGAAAUCAAAACAAGUAAACAUGACAGAAAACGAUGAUGAAAUUAUUGCAGAUUCAGAAAUGGGUGACAUAGUAGAUGAUGCUAUAAAUGUAGCCAAUAUAGAUCCAGUUACUAGCCAAAGUUUAUUAAUUUUAAAUAAAAAAAAAAAAAAGUCAAAAAAAAAAAAACAUUCUUUUGUUAAUUUAAGGGAAUGGACAACGAAAAUUCAAAAAAAAUAUGAAAAAAAAACAAACAAAAAUAAUAAAAUAAAUACAGAAAAUCAAAGUACAAAUAGUAAUGAUAAUAUUUCGAUAUCCUCUUCUUCAUCUAAUUCUAAAUCUAGUUUGAAUCAAAAUUUUUAUUAUCCUUCCGAUGAGUCUAAUUUUGAUUCAGACAUUGAAUUACGGAUUCGAAGACUUCUAAAAUUAGAAACUUCGACCAUCCCUAAAAAAAAUAAAAAAAAGAAAUCAGAUGAAGCUAUCAAAAAUCAAAUAGUAAACGCGUCAGGUGACCAACAAGAGUCUACCCUUGACGAAAUAAAUGUCAAUAAUGCUAAUGCAGAAGAAAACAAAUCUGAUGAACUAGUUACAAAUAUUGAAACAUCCAACAAUUUAGACAAUAUUGAUGAUAAUAAUAUUUUAAACGAAGAUACAAAUAUGGAACUAGACAAUGAUAUAAAAUCGGAUAACGACGAUGUAAAUGAAAAUACUUCAGAUGAAAUACCAACUAAAAAUAAUGAUCAAAUAUCUCCAAAAGAAAAUACGCAAUUAAAUAAACAAAAUGAUAUUGAAGAAAAUGAAUUUAACAGUAAUGAAAAAGAAACAAAAACCGAUUUUCCUGAUUCAAAUAAUUCUGCACAAACUAUAACAUUACACGAAACUCACCAAACUGAUAAAUCUGAAAAGGAAGAAAAUAGUGAAAAUACUGAAAAUGCAGAAAUGAAUAAUAGAGAGUCUGAAAAAUCGUUUGACGAUUCAUCAAAUAAAAUUAGUGAUAAUGUUGAAACACCUUCUGAAGUUAACACUAAUCAAAAUGGUAAGGAACAAUCUGAAAGUCCUAAGCGGCAUACCAAAAGCCCUUCUAAUUCAUCCAUAAAAAAUGAUAAAGAAACGGACGAAAAGGAAAGGCAUACAAAUUCAAAAAAUGAAAAACCCUCACCAGACCGGAAUUACGAUCGAUCCCGAAAUAGUAUCAGCAAAGAUUCUUCUGAACGAGAUGGAGAAGAAAACAAAAAUAACAACAUCGAAUCCAAUUCCAGUAAAAAGGGAAGUAACAGUAAUGAUAUUAAAAAGAGUUCACAAAAUAAUGAUGAAAAAAAUAAAGAGAAAGAAGAACCAAUGUCAUUGAGACAACGCAUUUUAAGCUUUAUUCCAGGAAAGCAAUAUUUAACAAAAGAUAAGGAUCAAGACUCCAAAAAAAAUGAACAUGGAAAAGAAGAUAACAAUAAUAAUUCACAUAAUACAGAUCAUAGUAAUGAUAAAUCUAAAGGAAUGAACAAUCACCAUACUCAUACAAAAAGGCAUAGCCAACAUAUUCAUAGCUCACACAAUCAUGACAAAAAAAGAGAACGACCAAAAGAUAAAGAUGAAAAACAAGAUAGCCAUAUCGAUGGACACAAAGAAACAGAUAAUGAACGAGACAAAAAAAGGGCUAGAAACAGAGAUAUGGACCGAGAUAGGAACCGAGAAAUGGAUAGAGACAGGGAUAGGGAUAUUGAUCGGGAUAGAAACAGAGAAUUCGAUAGAGAUCGAAAUAGGGAAAUGGAUAGAGAUAGACAUAGGGAAUAUGAUAGGGAUAGGAAUAGGGAAAUGGAUAGAGAUAGGAAUAGGGAAAUGGAUAGAGAUAGAAACAGAGAAAUGGAUAGAGAUAGGAAUAGGGAAAUGGAUAGAGAUAGGAAUAGGGAAAUGGAUAGAGAUAGAAACAGAGAAAUGGAUAGAGAUAGGAAUAGGGAAAUGGAUAGAGAUAGGAAUAGGGAAAUGGAUAGAGAUAGAAACAGAGAAAUGGAUAGAGACAGGGAUAGAUAUAUGGACCGAGAUAGAAACAGAGAAUUUGAUAGAGAUAGGAAUAGGGAGUUUGAUAGAGAUAGGAAUAGGGAGUUUGAUAGGGAUAGAAACAGAGAAUUCGAUAGAGAUAGAAACAGAGAAUUCGAUAGAGAUAGGAAUAGGGAAUUUGAUAGAGAUAGGAAUAGGGAGUUUGAUAGGGAUAGGAAUAGAGAAUUUGAUAGAGAUAGAAACAGAGAAUUUGAUAGAGAUAGAAACAGAGAAAUGGAUAGAGAUAGAAACAGAGAGAUGGACAGAGAUCGGAAUAGAGGAAUGGAAAAUGAUACAAAUUAUAAAAGAAAACAUAGUGAAAGUGAAUUAAAUUUAGCACGAAAAAGAUCUUUUUGUAUUGAAAAUGACAAUAAGAACAGUAAUAGUGUUGUGAGAAGAGUACAUGAAUAUAGUUCUGCUGAACGCCCUGAAAAAGAAAGACAUGUUUAUAACUCAUCAGAUAAUCAAUCUCGAAAAUAUCACGCUCAUACAAAUAAAGCAGAUGAUAACGAGAAUUGGGAAACAAAAAUGUCAAAGUUGAAGGAGAAAUUAAUAAAAAAAAAUAUGAACAAAUAA
Molecule: messenger RNA, 2589 nt
Organism: Plasmodium vinckei vinckei
Lineage: Eukaryota; Apicomplexa; Aconoidasida; Haemosporida; Plasmodiidae
Product: conserved Plasmodium protein, unknown function
Exons: 2
Coding region: 1-2589 (862 amino acids)
Source: RefSeq, a predicted model, not a curated record